AUGGUGUUACGAAGUAUCGAUUACAUCUUAGCCAGUAUCCUGAUUGUGGCAGUUAUCGCAACUCUAGCUAAUGCACAACCGCCUACGGCAGACGAGUCCAUUGGACUAGACCGAAUUCAGCGGCAAUCUUCUAUAAGAGCAGGAAAAAGUGUGGCAAUAAAACCAAAAUGGGGAUUUUUCGGAACAAUAUUUAAUGUUAUUUUGGAACAAAUUAAUGACACAAAAAGUGCUUACAACCAGAUUUCCGAACUAGUGAAUAAUCAAUUUGUAGAUGAUAAGGCUGUAAUACCACCUCCAGAUAAAUCUAAUAAUGGAACUACCCCAUCCCCUAAAAUAACCAGGAAGGAAUUUUUAAAUAUACUUGAUCGAAACUUAAAAGGUUUGGCGCGUCUGAGGAAUUUAGAAUGGCGCGAAGCUAAAAAGGACUCAUGGAAUAAUAUACAAGGUUAUUGGAACGAACUAUUUGGAGAUAAGAAAAAAAGAAUUAGAAGAACCACCAGUCACUAG
Molecule: messenger RNA, 507 nt
Organism: Pieris macdunnoughi
Lineage: Eukaryota; Metazoa; Arthropoda; Insecta; Lepidoptera; Pieridae
Source: the annotation of a GenBank genome assembly